Messenger RNA from Stylophora pistillata, 885 nucleotides. RefSeq names its product glutamate--cysteine ligase B, chloroplastic-like. The record is from RefSeq and is a predicted model, not a curated record. NCBI's taxonomy places the organism in Eukaryota, Metazoa, Cnidaria, Anthozoa, Scleractinia, Pocilloporidae.
AUGCCUAAAAAAGGCACGCAUGGCUUGGAUAUGAUGCAAGGCACUGCAACAGCUCAAGUUAAUCUAGACUAUGUCUCAGAAAAAGACAUGAUUGUAAAGUUCCGUACUGCACUCAAGUUACAGCCUCUCACAACAGCACUUUUUGCAAAUUCUCCUUUUGAUCCAAGAGGUAUAACACCCUAUCAAAGUAAGAGAAGUUUUUAUUGGGCUCACACAGAUCCUGAUCGAUGUGGCCUUAUUUCGGAAGUUUUUGAAGAUUCCUUUUCUUUUGAACAAUACAUAGAUUUUGCUUUAGACGUUCCGAUGUACUUUGUUUAUCGAGGAGAUAACUAUCUAGACGCCCGAGGACAGUCUUUCAGAGACUUCAUCAAAGGAAAGCUCCCAGCGUUUCCAGACGAAUUACCUACUUUUCAAGAUUGGUCAGACCAUUUAACGACUAUUUUUACGGAAGUCCGUUUAAAAACUUUUCUUGAAAUGCGUGGUGCGGACGGUGGUAACCAAGAUCAUGUUUUGGCUCUUUCUGCACUUUGGACAGGAAUUUUAUAUGACGCAAGCGCUUUAGCUUUUUGCGAAGACCUUACAAAAAGUUGGACAUUUGAAGAUGUUCAUACCCUUUUAUUAGACUGCGCAAAAGAUGGCUUUGAUGCGACAAUUAAAGGACAAAGUGUUCGAGAUCUGACAAGGCAAAUUGUUUCUCAGGCUCAAGCAGGGCUUAAACGUAGAAAAUUUCUUAAUGAAAAAGGACAAGAUGAGUCUAUUUAUCUAGACUAUCUAUUCGAAAGGCUGGAAAAAGGAACACAAGCAACCCUUUGGAAAAAAGCUUUUUUUGAUACGUUUCAGCAAGACAUCAAUACGUUGUUACGUUCUGCGGCAAAGACAUUAUAA